CAUUAACAAGACGUCAAAGUCGUUAUUCUGUGUUAAAUAUUCUAACUAAAGAGUGAGGACCUAUCGAAUGUUUAGUUCCGUAAAUAUUUAGUAUACUUGGCUCAUUGAUUGCAAGUAAUUGCCUAAUUAUUGAAUCCGAAUACAGUUGUGACAUGGAUAUUUAGUGCGUUAAUAGAACCGAAAUAUGGAAGUUUCAGGCGCAGGGAAAUCCCCAAAUACGUCACUAUCAUUUAGAUACAAUGCUAAUAAUGAGGAACUGGAGGAACUUCUUCAGGCCUGUGAGGACGACCCCCCAACACCACAAGCUGAGCCAGCUCCGGUUAGGAGUGAAAGUGCCAGUCCUAAAAGAGCCGAGAAGAAUAUAUCCAUCAUAGAUAAAUAUUUCAAAUCUAUGCGUACAGAGAAAACAAAUGAAAAGACAGAGGAUAUCAAACCAGAGAUUAAACCGGAAGAAACUCGUUCUAUAAUACCUCCCAAAGAAAUCACUUCAUCCCCUAUGAAAGAGUAUCUAAACCGGCUUGGAAAAAGAAACACCCCAGAGGUCGCUCCGGAGGGAAAGGAGGCUAAUGAAACUUGGAAAAUAUUUCAUGAUUUUAAGUUCAAAAUAGCUCAAGCUGUCGAAGAUAUGAAAACGCGUUCUGUUGAAGACACUAAGGACAAAAGUCUACCGAGAGAAAACUCGACAUCAGAUUCUGAAGAGAAUUCAGCUGUUAAGGACUCGGAUCAGCAGAGUAUGGGUGAUACGGACAAUCAAGUGUCUUCAUUGGACAGCAGUAUGCAGAACUUAUCUGACAUGACUCAGCCAUUAACGGCCAAGCCUAUGGAGUUUGAGCUGAUAAAGGAAACGAAUUUAAACAAAAGUCACUCGGAAUCCAGUGAUGACACGCAUAAGAAUUUACCAUAUCAAGAAUCGGACUUAGCGAGGGAAUUCUUACAAGACAGUAUAGAGAUCGAGUCCGGUGUUGAAGCCCUCGAGGACACGAUCGACGCUUUCGGCGACGCCAAUCAGAUAGAAAUGGAAGACAAUAAAAGAACAACAGAAACACCCACAAACAAUGCGAACACUUCAAACUUCGGACAGCCGCCCAACAAGAACAACAUACACAAAGACGAACCAAAGAAGAAUUAUUUCUUUAAAUUCUCAAUGUAUUUCCUAACGAUAUUUCUAUUCGUUAACUACGUGCUAUUCCCUAAUUCGAAUAUAUGGAACGGUUUCCUAUUGGGCAUUUGGUUUUUCUGUUUCGCAACCAACGUCCGUGAUUGGCUGAUGGAUAACUACUUCAGGGAUUGGGAACCGAGGAAGGGUGGUUUCUUCCAAUUGAAACAGAGCACAACACUACCAUUUAUAUACACGAUACCAACUAUAAAGGAGCACAAGCCGUUGAAAAAGUUUGAGGGUUGGUUAAAUCAUUAUAGGUUUCCAGACUACGAUCCCUUCACGUAUCACAUCAAUAAGACAACAACGGCUUUCGUCAAACUUGAAGGUUGCAACCUACGCAUAUCGUACACAAGGACAAAGGUUGCUAAGCGCGCUCUUUGGGACGAAAAGAUUGAAAAUGUAACUUUCUACCAGCACCGGCUAUACAACCUCACUGGUGCGAGAGUCAUAUUGCUGCCGAAAGGUUUAGUUAAAAGGAGGCAAUGGAGCAAGAAAUAUCCAAUUUGCAUAAUAUUGAACGAAAAGGAGAAGAUACAGGUGUUAGAGAAAGAAAACACGGAUAAGAAAUCUGAUACACAGGAGAAGAAAAAUAAAGAUGUACCAGCGGAAGUUGAAAGCGCUGAAACAAACACGACGCCCGAAAAGAAGAGGAAGUUCGUGUGGAGAAAAAAAGAGAAGAGUAUUACACAUACGGAAAUUGAACCCGGUAAAGAAGGCCUUCGUCACAGACUCGUGAGGAAAAUGCACAGAGACAAAAAGAUCGACAACACCUCACAGUGCACCGAACCCGAGACGAGUCAUUCAGAUAAGAACACACAACUUGAAUAUGAAGCGGCGGAAACGGAAAUAGAACUGACCAAGACGGCCAAUAGCAAAGAUGAGGACGUGGAGCUCGAUGAGAGCGAGCUAACCAAGAUCAAAGAGUGUCUAGAGGAAACUGAGUUGGAGACGGGAUCGGAUGGUGCGGCCGAGGGGGAGUGGAGCGUCCACGUCAAACACUCAAGAGAUAAGCAUUCUAGAUUGUAUCUCUUCGCAAGGACCGGAAGAGAUAAACUCGAAUGGUACCGCCGCCUCCUGGUAGCCGUGUCAGAGGCCCGUUCCGACUCUCCCGUUGAGGACGAACGACACACGGACGACAAGGACCCCAUCGAGCUCGCUGUAUACAAGCUCACUGAGAAGGAUACUGUCGCCUUCGCUAAGUCCAAGUCCAACGAGCAGGUGUCUGAGGGGGUGACUAUCAGCAGUACGGCGCAGCCGCUGCCGUCUAACUUUGACCUAUACGAGAAGUCGUUUUGGCCCUACCUACUGAAGAUUAUACAGAACCACGAGACGUCCUCUAAACAGACGACGGACGCGGGCGUCAUGUGUCAGAUAGAGCCCACGCCGCCCGACAGGAGUAAGAGUAAAAAGAAGAAAAAGACAGCUUCCCAGGGCGCGGAGUGCACGUGUCGCGUGUUGCCGGCGGAGGUGUCGUGGGUGAACACCGUGCUGGCGAGGCUCAUGUAUGACGUCAUGAGGGACCCCGCCAUGGUGGCCCGCGUCCAGAACAGGAUACAGAGGAAGCUUAACACGCUCAAGCUGCCGUCGUUCAUGUCUCCGCUGGUGGUGACGGAGCUGGUGCUGGCGGGCUCGUGCCCAGCCGUGUGCGGGGUGGGCUCGCCCUCGCUGGACGCGCGCGGCCUGUGGCUGCACGCCCUGCUGCGCUACGACGGCGGCGCCACCAUCACCAUCCUCACACAGAUCAACCUGCUCAAGCUUAAGGAGAAGAAUCUCACCUUAGAAGAUCAACUACUAGCGGCAGCCGAAAAUACAGUCGAGAGCGAUGCUAGCUGCUCUAUACCGAGCACGCUGCUCACAGACAAGAAACGCAAACCGGCGAUCUACGACUCGGAGGUGGAGGAUUCGGCGGAGUCCAGCAGCGACGACGAGAGCCCGCCCGUGCAGCCCGUCGACAGCACAGAGAAUGUAUUGGCCGCGGACUCUGUAUCGUCAACAAACGAAGGCGGCUCGUCCAAGAAGAAGUUCCUCCGUAUGGUAGACAAGAUAGCCACCAACAAGUACUUCCAGCAGGUAACCGACUACAAGUACGUGAAGCGUGCCAUGGAAGGUCUCAGCAACACGGACAUCAAGCUGCAGCUGGAGGUGAACGGCCUGGAGGGGAGGCUCGCCAUCAACCUGCCGCCGCCGCCGCACGACCGACUGUGGAUAGGGUUCUCCACCAACCCGCAGCUGGUGCUGAAGGCGCGGCCGGCGGUCGGCGCGCGGGCGCUUCGGUUCGCUCACAUCUCCAACUGGAUAGAGCAGAAGCUCACCAAGGAGUUCGAGAAGGUCCUCGUGCUGCCCAACAUGGAGGACUUCAUCAUAGACGUCAUGUCACCCACGCCCAUAGAGUUCGAGUAGGACAUCAGCGUACCAAUACCGGAUUUACAUCUGUACAUCGGGGCUUGACGUGGACUCGCACUGAUUUAGCAUUUCCUGUUCAUCUUACAUGUAUAUCCGCAGAAUAAAAAAAUAUUGCGUGGAGUCCCUGCGCGUUGAAGAAGCGAAGCUUCGUGAUGUAUAAAUGAAAGUAGGAAGGGGUGGAAAUCACUUUUGGUGAACUCAUAUUGUUCCUAUAAGACAAACUUUAUGAACGUUGCUUACAACUCACAAUUGAGCCACCCGCUCACUCUCGCUCCGUCUCUCUCUAUCCCCCUCCCCGGAGCGUUGAACGUUUAACGCAACCUCGUUGCAACUGGCAUAAGGAGAUCCACUUCAAAAAUGAAGAAUUAUACUCUCCGUUUGUAGUGUGACGGUUUAAACUUGUGGUAAGAGCUGAUUAAACUAUAGGAAACUGUUCUAUAACACAAACAAUAUGAGCUCGUCACGGAGACGAGCUGUCACCGAGCGUGUCACACGUGACACGUUAUAUAGAGUGUUUUAUAAUAAGUAACGGACAGACAGCGCUGAGCGUCGGUAGAUAUAGAGAAGAUUAUUGUAAAUAUUGAAAUUAUAAAAGAUUUAUAUAUAUAUAAAACUGUUCCGCACAUGUUACAGUAUACAGAGAGUGGUAUAUGAACGUGUAGCGGUUUGUAUUGUUGUUCGGUAGGGUGUUGUGAGUGUCCCAGCUCGGUCGGGCGCUGCGUGCAGUCUGUGAGCUUCCUUGUACACUGAUAUGACAAUAAUUCUUAUUCUUGAAACCUUUAAGCACGGAACAGUCCUCAUAGUAAUAUUCAUAUAUUUAAUGACUGUACACAGACAAAGUGAACUCCCUGUAGCUGACACUGCCAGAAGCAGAACAUUUUUUUUUUAAACUUGUCUAUAAAUAAUUUUCAGGCGCUAUAUAAAUAUUAAAUAAUUUGUAAGCUAGCGGCGAGGUAAGCGAACUAUUUUUCACAUUAAAAAUAUAUAAAUAUUGUUCAAUCUAAAUGAUCGCACAAGCACGCCUCUACACGGCGUGGGGAGGUCUGUGUGCGUGCUCCUGUCGGUAUAAGGCUGAAUCCUUGCUCACGAUACGCGGCAC
Messenger RNA from Danaus plexippus (monarch butterfly), 4661 nucleotides. RefSeq names its product testis-expressed protein 2. The record is from RefSeq and is a predicted model, not a curated record. The transcript has 21 exons. The coding region runs from base 185 to 3559 and encodes 1124 amino acids. Gene Ontology annotation, cellular component: endoplasmic reticulum. Gene Ontology annotation, molecular function: lipid binding. Lineage: Eukaryota; Metazoa; Arthropoda; Insecta; Lepidoptera; Nymphalidae.